AUGUUCAAGCUUAUUUUGCCCCAAAGCCUUCUGGGCAGGUUCGAGUCUUGCCCAAACUUGCCUAAAGUCGCCUUCGAAAACCAAGAAGACAAAUUUUUUAAUAAAAGGUACGGUUAAUUUUACUUUUUAUUGAUUUAAAUAUCCACUCAAAGGACUUUUAUAACCAAAGGUAAGUAUUUUCUGACGUUUUCCGCGAUCGAUCGCUCGGUUGGAUAGUGUUAUUUUGAAUAAUGAUUAGGCAUCCGUUUCAAACGAGUAUGUCUAUUGUGUGCUGUCAGGAUUGAUCAACAUAUAUUGGACAAGCCAAAAUAAAAGAAAAGGUAUCGACAGUUUCAUUUCUCUGCAAAACAUCAAAGUUGCUUGAGGGUUAGUCACCGAUUAGUGUAUACUUUCACAGGAAGUAGAGCGGGCAUUAGCUUUCGUCGAAGCUCAAAUAGUCAAAGCAAAUAGAAUAUUAGAAUUGGACGCUCGCACGUGCGUGUAACACAAUCUCUAGUAACUCUGGAAUAUCCUUUAACGGCAUAUGAUUGGUUUAUCUUGAACACGAACGCUUACUAUUCCUGCAGUAAUUGGCUAACCUUCCGAAAGCUCAUAUACCGGUAUACACUACACAGCAUAUACAUUUAGAAAGGUUGUAUUAUAGUACUACAGAACAGCAUCACUCUCUAUCUGUCUUCAUUCUAUAUAAACUUCAUCACGUGCCUUCAAGAAAUCUUCAUGUAUUCAUAGUAAGUAAACUAUAAAUGUUCUUUGUCCAGACCUAAUUGUGGAAGCGGAAUAUCCGAAUAUAUUUGGAUAAUUUGGCGUUGUUUAUGUUACUGUGAAAUUCUACUGCUUUUCUACUGACCAAUUAGAAGGUGCACGGGUAAUGGCCUCGCCGUACAAAGCCCAAACAAACAGGACUCCUUUUAGGUUGCGAAAACUAAAGUAGCCUGGAAAGCUUAGUUUUUAUCUAAAUUACCCUAGAUCGUUCUCUUGGUGUCAAUAUCAAAGUAAUCGUGGUUUUAUAAUUUAGGUAAUCCGUAUGUGAGAACUAGCUGUGUUUACAAUUGCGCGUUUCGCGAAGGAAGCUCAUCAGCGGACGCCUUUAGGGUAAUCAGUAUUUUGCUAAAAGCAAAAAGUUCCAUAGCUGUGCGCUUUGUGACCGUGUCCUUAAUGAAAGUAAAGCAUUUUUGCUUUCGUUUUCCGCGUAAAACGGGAUGUCUGACCAGUGCGGUUCAUUAAUACUGUUGAUAUUUUAUUGAGGAAGAGUAUUUAUUUAUAGUUUAGACAGGAAAAUAGCGUAUAACGGUAUAAAAUUUAUUGAGCACGUGGGGUGUACAAAAACUGCUCCGGUUUAUUGCCUAAACUAUGAGCAUUGCUAAAACUUGUUCAAUCUUGCCCGAAAUCCGAGCCGUUUGUUUCCUUGGCGGACAAGUUACUGCAUGCCUUUGUAGAUAGUCUAACGUAGUUAGCAUUUUAAGUGACUUGAGUCCUACUUGACUGUUAAUUAUGUUAACCUACUAAAGGCUUUGUUAUUGGGCUAUAUCAACGGUAUAUUGGGGAUUUGGUACCCUGAAUACAACUCUGUGUUUAAGGUUUGCUUGUGUAAAGGAAUUCAAAAGCAAACACAUGGAAUUUUAUAAUGAGGGAAACAUGGUGAGAAUAUUAAUUGCGGCGAUGACUGACAUUCAGUCAUAUGGUAUAAGGAUCGGGUGUCAGUAGCUAAGAAUGCUUCUCAAUCAAGCGUAGCAUGGUUACAAUCCCUGUGAUUAAAUUCGGUCUAUUAACACAUUGUUCUAGGCAUAAAGUUUGUCUUGGGCUUAUUCAUAUAUUUUUAUGGAUACUUUUGGAAUACCUUAGAUAAUACCAUAUAAACUGUAAAACCAAUUAGAGUAAGAACUAUCAAGACUAGUUUUAUUAUUCAUACGCGGUCACAACUUUAUAUAUUGGUCCCUCUCAAAAACAAGACAAGAGGCCCUUUUUAAUAUACAGCAUGUCGUGAUAAUUUAUUCGUUUGUCAAGAGUUUAGUUAAUUUAUGCAUAAUUAUCUCAUAAUUACCAUUGCCUUGUGUUUGUGUGCAGUGAUAAAGUAUAAUUUAUUCAUGAUGGUUUGCAACAAUAGACAUUUAAAAUUACAAUUUAAUUAUGACUCAUUUCAAGAUUAUUAAAUAUUUUUGUUCUAACUCUCUUAUUAAGUUACAGUGUAUUCCAUUAUGCACUCUAUAUAAUACAUAAAUGACAGUUCACAGCUUAUAUCCUAGUGUAAUUCUCCUAGUGCAGUGUGGUACUCACUGGUGUGAAGGUUUAAAAUUUUAACCUUAUUUAUCCUUCCCUGUCACCAAUGGACCCUUGUUACCACUUUUGAGUAGUCACUUGUCCUAAAAAAUAAGAGCUGAUUAGAGACUUGAAUAUUUUAUAUACCUACUAAGAAAUUUAGUGUUUACCCUAUGCAACUUAUUGUCGAUUUCAAGUCACUUUUCAACGUGCGUUUCCCAAGUUUGUUGCGAACUUGCCAAUUACAUUUCCAAGUUCGGAAAUUGGGCACGAACUUCGCAACAAAAGUUUGCAAGUUGUAAACAAAUGUUCGUACUCGAUAAUAAUAACCAAUUCAAUGAAAUACAAACCUUCUUGGUAGCUAGCCCACUGGACCAAGAACUUAAUUCCAUUGAAUUGCUAAUUUCAACUUGAACGAAUUGACCAUUUGUUUUACAAUAGUUCAAACACUGAAAUGUACUUCCGAACUUUGUUGUGAAGUUCACGCCCAAUUUUUGAACUUGGAAACGUAAUUGGCAAGUUCGCAACAAACUUGGGAGCCGCACGUUGAAAUCGACAAUAAAAAUAACUAGUGGUUUGAGCUCGACAACUGGACUCUGUAGCUCAGUUGGUUAUAGAGCUGUACCGGAAUCGCAGUGCCGCAGGUCUAAUAUUGUAUAUAAAAUUUACACUCAGUAAUUUCCAUCUUCAAAACCCAUCAACUAUUAUUCAGUCCAGUGAGAUGCCAACAAAAUCUUGAUAUUUAGCCAACUUAAAAAAUAACUGGUUUGUUGAAUGUUUGCAGCACCUAGCCAGUUAUAAAUUGCUUGUAGGUUUUAGGGGGUUUUAACAAACCCCCUUAAACCAGUAAACAAUUACUACAACUACAAGAUUCCUUACACAGUAACAAGGUUACAUUUAACCUAUGGAGUGCCAGUGCUCCCUCCCCUUGACAAGUGAAUUGUCUGGCAUUGGAGACAUGCAGAUUUUUCUCUGGGAGGGAGCCAGAAAUUCUGGAGGAGGUGAGCAAGGGGGUAUGUACUGUAGCUCUGCCGAGAAAGCUGCAGCAGGGGUGUGGGAAAACAGUUGCUAGUGGGGAUAGGGUUGUGGGUAAGGAUGCAAAUUAAGCCCUAGGAAAUAUUUGGUCUAAUUUAGUUCAAAAACCUUACUUCAAUCAUUAACUACUGUUAUUUAAUCCAACAAGCAUAUAAUUUUUUUUUGGGGGUGUACAAAUCUCCCUAGAUGGCCUGGUUGGGGCAGAAUAUUUGUGGUGCACGCCCCUGAAAAUACGUCUAUGGUUAGGUAGAGUAAAAUCACACAGUAGGGUGGAUUACUGGCAUAAUAAACACACUUUGCCAGACAUUGAACUGCCUUUGUUUUGUUUUAGAUGUCUCAACCAUCAUCGCAAGAUUCGACCGAUACUCAGGAGAUAUAUUCCCAAGGUUCAUUUGAGGAAAUAUGGGAUUCAUUAGGACGGUCAUUUUCCAAUCCUGAGAAAAUGAUUCAAGGGUAAAUAUAAAGAUACUGUAUGGUUUCUUUAGAAUAUAGGUUGAAUUCAGUUCAAUAAUUUCUUGCUUACUACUGUAUUAUAAACAAUACACAAUACACAAUGUUCACUUUUCCCACCGGCAUUUGAUCGAGUAAUUAUCUAGCAACUGUAUGUCUUACCUCAGCAGUUAAUUUUCUUGCAUAAAGUCAUCCAAGUGUCUCUUCUUGUAGUGUUAUGACUGAUGUAAUACCGUUCACAGUUGAAUAUAAAGACCAGCUAGAUCCAGGUAAGAAACAAGUUAAGUACGAUUAUCAACAUAGAUAUUAUCUGACACUGCUUUCGAUAUAAUUACUCAUGCUUUAUUCCUUAGUUGUUCAAAAAAAUCAUACUUCUUAAAGCUCACAGUACAAAACAAGUUUGAACAGAACUUCAACCUAAUUCCAGUUCCGUUGACGUCUUUCCGUUGACGUCCACACUUUCUUUGUCCAAUGGUAACGUUAGGUGGCCACGAUUCGUAACGUGAUUGGUAUUUAUCGUUGGUGAACGCCUUCUGGUUAGUUUAUAGCUGUGGCUAGCUCUUUGAACGGUCUUUUUGCUGCCUGACUUGCUUGUUGUAAAGAUGUGGUUGUUCGAGUGGUCUGAUGAUCCGUUUUUAAACGGUAUGUUGUAGAUUUUCACCGCUCUACGUCGAAUUUUUUGUUGCCGCACAUCCGUUUUAGUAUACAAGUAUUCACAGUAUGUGCCACGUAUUUCCCGUGUAGUUUUCGGUAGAUAAUAGGCCUGCUGUGGUUUGAAAUUGUAUGGUUUGUAUGUUAAAUAUUGGUUUCAUAUGAUGCCAAUCUCAGCAUGGUAGCAGUAUUUUUCAAAAGAAUUUUCUUGUUAGUCGAGCAGCCCACACGUUCGUUUCUCACAGCCAUUUUGUGUGUUGCUGAGUGACACGUCAGCUUUACAAUUCCGAUCGGCAAUAAACGUUCCAAAGCGGUCGUAGAUGAUAGACCCCUGCUGUGAAGAUUUCAAUGCUUGUGUUCUCAGAGCACUCUCAGAAUUUUGCUUCGGGUAAGAAACUUGCUUUGAUUGUGAUUCUAGCUAAUUUUCUCGUGUGGUUGUAUGUCCGUGUGGCUUGUAUAUCCGCAUGGCAUGGCUUACACGUGCCAUUGUGGUUUGGAAUUCCGUAUAAUAUUGGCAUACAUCCGUAUAAUUUUCACACGUGUGUGUUUUUCUUUGUACUUACAAUUUUUAAUACAGCAUGGGAGCACGGCUAAACAUAAUAACAAUAUGCUUAUACAUAUAAGCUGAUUUAUCACAAAGAAAAAUGUUCAUAAAAUCUCGAACAAUCGCAAACUGAAUCGCUCUUCGUUUGGGUACACGUCAUCUUUGAAGUGGCGUGGUUCGAUGUAUUGUAAUGAAUUAGAAAAUAUCGCUUCACCUACAGUAUUGCCACUAUGGACUCGGUAUAGACUUUUUGUGGGGAGUUUGCAUGUCUCAAUGUUUCUCACAUAUCCAAUGGAUCUACAUUUUGGUAUUUGUGAGUAGAAGUUAUUUCAGUUUAUUUUGAUAAUUUAUUCACAAAAAUUUUCACAGCUGGGGAUCACGUUAUGUUCAAGGGCUUGGCUGGGUUUCCAUUCUUUGUAUCUUGACGUCUAGCAUUUGCCGUUAUUGUGAUUGGCCACUUUGUUUUCCUAUUUGCUAAUCUACAGCUGAAAUACAUGUUUUAUUUUCAAUUUAGUUGUAUAUACUUCUUGUAAGUUCCCGUUUAAACUGUUAGUUUCGAUAUUGCUCAGUGGUAAUAUACUGUUUGUUGAAUACAAUACUGAGCAAUUGUGAUCUUAUCAACAAUUACUAGCAGGUGGUCUAUAGAAAAUCAUAACAAUAUAUUGAACUUGAUUGGUUGAGCUAUAAUUGCUGCACAUUAUGGCUGAUGAAAUUCCUCUCGUAGUUUACGUCUUUUGGAGAUUUCACUUCUUGAGUAUUUAUGUGUAAUUGUACAUCCUGUGUGCUGACUAUUGACUGCCCUAGUUGUGUAUUUGUAUUUUCUGCUAAUACUUAAUAUAUUUAUAUAUUUUUAAAGAAAAUAAAAGCAUUUUGUAAGAUUUUGAUAAAUUUUGUUAACAACCCUGUUUGCUCUGUGAACAUAUUUUUCAUAAAGCAAGCGCAUGUUGUUAGGAGAGUUCCGAAUUGCGGAAACUGAUGCAUUUCUUGUCCUGACGUGUUCAAAUUUUUCCAUUAAUUUUUAUCCCAUGAUAUCCGGCAGAUUGAUCAAUAAUUUAUUCACUGUUUACAUUGUUUGAAGUGGCACUUGAAACAUUAUGGUUGACUGACAUUCAUGGUUGACUCUGGAUUCAGUCAAAACCUGUAUCAGAACAAAUUGUAUUGUAUUGGGUUGUUACAGAAAAUAUCCACAUUCCCCCCUACGAAGGAAAUUCCUGCUGUUUGGAGGGCAGGCUAGAAAAUAUAUUUCUCUCCUGGCAGCAAAAACCAAAAAUAAAAAUUUCCUGUGUUAAUCAAAUAUAUAUAAAACUUCCUGCAUAUGUAGAUUUCAGAUCUUGGCAAAAGGCAAUCUCGACUUGUAAAACACUUUUGGAAUUUUUUAACUUAUAUGGCAUACCAGUAUAUCAAAGAUGAAAAAAAUUUUGUGCAAGGCGUAAGAAAAUUUCCUGCGAAUAUAUUUGUUAAAGAUGUCUUGUCAGCGGUGCUUGCUGGACAUUUCCCAGCAAUGCUGAAGGUCCGUGAGGAGAAAAAUGUGCUUGUGUAUAAUUAGGACAUCCGAAGGCCGGUAGGGAGGUCACUUCCAAUUUCCGUUGUGGGGAGGUAUGGAUGUACUUCAUAGUAGGCUGCCAUAUUUUUGCUUAUAAUUAACUAUCUUGCAUAAAAUUUAAGUCAAAGAAGUUUAAUAGAACAAAUUUCUUGCAACAAAAGGUGGCCUAAUGGUGGUAACUUAAUUUGCUACCCCACCUCAAUAUUUGCCACUGGUUCCGGCUUUGUUCACAUUUUAUUAUCCAAAUAAUCGCUUUAUAAAAAUUUUUCAGCUUCCAGUUGUAAAAUAAAUGAUCAAGGUAGCAAUUGAUCCAGCUUUGCAAUAACAUACAGUAACUGUUUGUAUGACGUGCAUGUGCAGAAUAGCCUCAGUACCUGCACAUCUUUAAUGUUAUACAUUAUGUAUCUGUAUCUAUAUAUAAAAAUUUGAUAUUUUUGUACUUAUUUUUAAUCAUUAAUAUUUUAGAUAAUAUUGAAGUGAGUUAUGAAGAAAGAAGUUUGAAAGGUUCACAGGUAGGCCUGAUGUGUGUUUGAGAAUUUACAUCUUGGUCAGGAUUUAUGUUGACCAUUGAGUUGUUUGAUCAAUGUUUUACACAGUCAGUUGCAGCCGGAUGGUAUCAAGUCCUGCCCUAGUUUGCCCUUAAUUUACUCAAACUGAUUUCCACUAUUAAAUAGUUAAACUUUGGAUAAUGCAUAACAAUUAACCGAACAUUUAUUGCAUUCCAUUUACAUAGAUGGUAUUGCAUAGUAUACAACAAUAAAAAAUAAAUAAAAUAAAGACCCAAUUAUUUACAUAUAUAACUAUAACAAGACAAUUCGCAUAUGUUUUGAGUCCUUCCCUAAAUUCACACAAGCUAAUAUUUCUAGUGACGUAUUGAUAUCCGUAUCGCAUAUUGGUAUAUUGGCCCUAAAUUCAAAGUAUUGGUAAAUUUAAUGGUAUUUUUGUUGCCGAUAUUACCAAUAUUCGGUGUUGUAAUAUAUCUUUAUACUACAGUAGUGUAAGAUAUCAAGUUUGGGCGUUACAGUUGUAGCUUUUCAACCUCAGGGUCCCUAUGUUGGGAACUGUGUUUUUUGCCCUGUGUUAAAAAAAUCUGCUGUUAUUUGAAAUCUCCUGUUAUUCAAAGCUGUCCAUUGGUACUGUGUUUAAACAUUAUAAGCUGCUUAAGGAGCAAAUGUAUCUUUUUCUCUAGCCUGUUUCAGGAUCUCUUUCUCAACAGUUUUCUGACUGGCUAAAAACAUCACCAACGACCAAUGUAAGACAUCACUCAUGUAUAUACUGUAUUGUGUAUUAUGUAGCAUAUCUUAUAGUAAAUUUUAACAAACAGAUUGAUUUCUUUUACUGGCAUGAUGGUACCAUAGACCCUUUAUUUUAAAAGCACCCUCUCAACUAAGCCCCACUACUCCACUUUUUAGAGGAAUUAAUUUAUUGAUCUCUCACCUACUGCAUAAGCUAUCUUAAGCCUGGUUUACAAUAUCAAAGUUUCUGUGAUCACAGUAGGAAUUUUGCUUAGGUAAAUUCUAAGUUUUGAAGGAUUUGUAAGAAAUGUUUGAGGGAACUUCUACUCAGUGUUAAGCAGUGUCAGACUGCCAGUGAGUCGAUCAUUUCCCUCAAAAUAUUUCUUACAAAUCCAUCAAAACUUACUGGAUUUACCUAUAUACAUUGUUCCUCCACUGUGAUCACAGAAACUUUGAUAGUGUAAACCUUAUUUCGUUUGUACUAAAUUAAUAAGCCUCACUCUGUUAAUUUAGCCCCCCUCUGCUUCCCUCUCCAAAAAGCACCUCCACUCAAAAGUGAUUGAGGUAAAUAAACUUGGGCAGGGUGCGAGAAUUCGUGUACUGUACUUACAUACCGAAGGUACGCCAUUAUUAUGGUCUGGUACAUCUUUGGUUCUUUCGACUGCCACGUGGGUAUGCGGAAUUCACGUAAUCUGAGUUCACUUGCUGUACCAUUUCAUCACCAACAAUGUAUCGAAGCUGUAGUUAAAAACCUUACGUGUACAUCCAACAUCUCUUGCAAUGAAAUAGGAUUGGAUUGAUUGGUAUUAUGGCCCUAAGGAAGGUUGGAUUAAGUUGUAUGGUGUUUUUAGACAGCUGAUUCAAUGAUGGUCGUCGCAAAUAAUAGCCAAGUGUACAAUCCAAGCGCGAAGAGUAUAAUGGGAAUGAGAUUUCAUAGGGUCAAAUAUGUAUUUUAAAUCGCCUCUUGGGAUUAGCAAGUCGUGAAAAUUUAUCAUAUUAUUUGUAUGUUUACAAGUAACUUGACAUUUGCUUGUGUGUACGGCUAAAAGAGGCCAAGGAGUCAGCUAGUCACGCCAGAAAAAUCAUGAUUAUUAGAUUACAUUGAUAUCGAAGGAACUAGAUUCGGUUCCGAAAUAUCAAAUACUCGGAACGAUCCGAUCACGUAGCUCAGUUGGCAGAGCAUUGGGCUAGUAUUCCAAAGGUUUGAUUCCCACCGUGGCAGGUUUGUAAAGGUCUUGAGACAUUGUUUUGAGAGGGGAAACCCUAUCUAGGAAACUCUCUGAAGGCUCUGGAACCCAGGGUAGCUAGUUCGUUUCUCAUGAAUGAAUUUUAUACGAGGGCAUUCAUAUCUCACUGAGGUGAGUUUGGAGGACUGCUCUAUAUAGUACUAACAAAGUAGUAUGAUAAUUAUAAAGUACUAACAAAGGCUUUUCGUUUUUUACUAGGGCAUAACACCAGAAAAUGAGAAGCUACAUGAGACGCUACAUGAGAAGCUACAUGAACCUGCCCAGCUGCCACCAAUUCUGCCCAACACGCGCUAUCCAGGACCAUUCAAUUUUAGUAUUGAUUUUGAGCCGAAUACUGAGCCGAUCACGAAAGCCACGCCCUGGGUUUACGUCGCUGAGCGUGAAAAGUUGUUCGUGAAGAUGCAGUGUGUUUGUCCCAUACUUUUUAAGAUUAUAGGUUAGUCUAAAAAGAAAAUUUGCCUUGUUAAACCAUAGUCAAUAGGAUAAGAAGGUCAGGGAACUCGAUGCAGACGUAAUAGACAUCAUUAUUUGUGUUUUUGUCGUGGUUUAUGCAAGAAAUAAUGUGCCAUUCCACUUAAUAUAGCCCCCCCCCCCCCCUAUUGAGGGGUCUGGAUAUCCUAUGGGGGGAGGGGAUUUUUACCUAAAAUUUUCCUAGAGGGUAGCUUAAGAGAUUUUCCAAGAAACAGGAAAAAUUAGGUAUUUUAGUGAUAUUCAAGGGGGCAAGAACGAUAUCCUAAAAGGGGUAUCAAGAUAUCCAUGGGGUAACUUCCAAAAAUCGCAUCCAAGGGGGUUCUAAAAUUUUUAUAUCCUAGGGGGAUUAGGAAGGGACCCCUCAAUAGGGGGGGGGGGGUGCCUAUAUUAAAUGGAAUGGCCCAAUAGAUUUGUUCUUUAAAACGCAUUGAGAAGUCUCAAUGCUUUUUACAACAAGAAUAUAAAAAUUACAGUUAAUGGUCUGUUCAUGGUCACGCGUGUUUAUUGUAUUUUAGCUCGAGCAACCAAUUGCUAUGCUGCCACCGAUAUAUAGGUUAUACAGUAAGUUGAAAAGGAAGUGUUUAAUUUUAUUAGGAAAUCCCCCUCCUGGUAGUGGAGUCCGAGGAAUAUUAAUGUACAAGAGGCCUGAGCACUACAAGGAUAUCGUUUUACGCUGUCCCAAUCACAAGAACUCGUCUAAAGAUGGUAAAUGGUUUAUUUUAUCUCUUAGCUCUUUCAGUUCCACCGCGAAUGUUGUGGUAAUUAGUACUUAUAUAAAAUUUAGAAAGAUUUAACCUAUGGAUAUUUUCCUCCCCUAGCCCCCCUCCCCGUGUGACGUAGUGAACAGAAGUUGAUUACAAUUUUCGUGCUUUCAGAUCACCCGUAUCAGGAUCAUGUAAUGAAAUGUGGAAACGCGAGCACAAUUUACGAGUGCUGCCCGAAGACAGGGCGUUUAUCAUUGUUUUUACCACUCAGUGCUGUUGACCGAGUCGGUAAGUCAAAUUUUGAACUAGGACUCCACUAGACUUCUGCCCCUCAAAGGGGGUUUUUAUCUUGGAGUUUAAAAGGGCGCGCAAACAUUUGUCCUCUCCCAUUUGUUUCACUGCCUGCCCACCUUAAGCUUGGAGCCGUUUGCACUAAAUAUCAAGAGGCAUCGCUCUCGAUGCCGUUAUAUGGAAUUGAACCUGUGGCCUUGCACCAGCAGUUUAUUUUGUAAUACCUUGUCAUCAGUAUAUCUUUAAUACCCAAGAGCUUUUGUCAAAUACAAGACGUGAUCCCUACGUGAUCCCCAAGCCAGUUUCUGCAUUACACGAUCCCUAAAUUAUUUCCUUGCGUGUUUUUCUUUGUAGCUGGAGAAUGUUACUUCAAAGAGUUGUUUAAGUUCACUUGUUUUAACUCCUGUGUUGGUGGGAUGAACAGACGACCUACAUGUCUACUAUUCUCGCUAGAGUGCGGGUACGUAGCCUAGAAUAUCUAUAUCAUCCAUAUAUAUCUUAUAUACACUAGAUAGCGCAUCUCUUUUAUUAAAAUUGAAGCCAAGAAUAUUCCAGCGGUUACCCCCAUUUGAAUAGAUGGCGGCCAUAUUGGUCGUUCCCACUUGCUAAUAAACUCUUAAAAACAACAAUAACUUUCAUCAUUUGAAUAGUUUAAAACGUAUUUGGAAUAGGGUUAACUUAAUGUUUAAGUUCCCUGUUUAAGAAAUAGAAAACAUACGAAUCUUCUCAUUUCAUGGGAACGACCUGAGACUGCAAUCACGGCUUCAAUUUUUGAAUUGCAGAAUAAUUAAAUGCACUAUCUAGUGUAUAUAAGAUAUCUAUGAUAUCAUCCCGUUGUAUUUAAUGACGAUAUGUAUGUAUUUGACUGCAGCUAGUGUAAUGCUGACGGCCUAGUUACUUUGUUUAAUACUUGAAAUAUCAAUUCUGCUCUUUCUCCUUCAUUCCAAGCUACUUUAUUUAUUUUUUACUUUAUUUAUUUUUUAUUUAACAAACGAAGUUAUUUUUCCUCAACCUGGUCUAGUUGAUAACCUGGUUAUUUUUUGUAAAACUGAUUUAGUUAUUUGCCAUCUUGAAGUUAUCUUGUUAAAGAAUAAAAGUAGUGAGCUCAGUUGUGUUGCCAUCUAAUCAAUACAUUGGAUGACUUUAAGACUCCCUAGACCUCCCCCCCCCCCCUUUCCCACAGCCACCUACUCUAUGAAGACAGCCACCCACUCAGAAUAAUUCUGAAAGGCCUGCUAAGUGACGGGGUCCACCCUGUCAACAUUCUUUUGGAAGGAAGCAAGUGGUGUAGAACUAAACGAUAACAAGGGGGAGAGGGGGGCCAGUCUCUCAAAUGGGUGGGGUGUGACAAGACGUGGAGGGCGCAAUCAGAUAAACAUGAUAAACACGGAAAGUUUCAGUAUUUAUAUUAGGACUUAACUUGAAACAAGACGGCUGUAUUGAGAUUAAUUUCUAUCUUUCUAACAGUGAAAUGAUUUACGGUCGUGCUGUAAUGGAAGUACGGAUAUGUGCGUCGCCAGGAAGGGACAGCACUGAAAAAGAAAUUAGCAACAAUCAAAAGAAUUCGAAAAAUACAGACAAACGGAGUGAACCUAUCUCGACAACAGAUGUCCCCACCCCCAUGCCUCUUCCUACCACAAACUCCCCCGGAUCAUCACCUACGUAUCCCCCCCGGGCAAGUGUUUUGAUGUCCGCGAGUAAAGAUCCCUCCAGCGCUCCAGAACCUUUUCAGUUUCCAACUGUUCAGUCACAGCUGUCGAGAAAACGCCGUAAGUUCCUUGUGUUUCUUCAAUGUUUACAAACGUAA
Messenger RNA from Paramuricea clavata, 12234 nucleotides. Lineage: Eukaryota; Metazoa; Cnidaria; Anthozoa; Malacalcyonacea; Plexauridae. The record is from the annotation of a GenBank genome assembly.